AUGAGGAUUUUUGAGAAAAUGGCAGAGGGAAAUCAUUCUACAGUGACUGAGUUCAUCCUGGUUGGAUUAACAGACAAAGCAGAGCUCCAGUUGCCCCUCUUCCUUCUUUUCCUAGGAGUCUAUAUGUUCACAGUGGUGGGGAACCUGGGUAUGAUCACACUGAUUGGGCUCAGCUCUCAUUUGCACACCCCCAUGUACUAUCUCCUCAGCAGUCUCUCCUUCAUUGACCUCUGCCAAUCCACUGUGAUUACUCCCAAAAUGCUGGGGAACUUUGUGAUAGAGAGAAACACCAUCUCCUAUGCUGAAUGCAUGACUCAGCUCUACUUCUUUACUAUUUUUGCAAUUGCAGAGUGUCACGUGUUGUCAGCAAUGGCAUAUGACCGCUAUGUUGCUAUCUGUAACCCCUUGCUUUACAAUGUUACCAUGUCUAAUCAAGUCUGUUCCUGGAUGGUAGUUGGGGUGUAUAGCAUGGGCUUGAUUGGUGCCUCAGCUCACACUGUUUGCAUGCUAAGAGUGCUUUUCUGUAAGGAUAAUAUAAUAAACCAUUAUUUCUGUGAUCUUUUUCCACUACUGGAGCUCUCCUGCUCCAGUACAUUUAUAAAUGAAGUAAUAGGUCUGUGCUUAAGUGCAUUUAAUAUCUUUGUUCCAACCCUGACAAUCCUUAGCUCCUAUGUCUUCAUCAUAGCUAGCAUCCUACGCAUUCACUCCACUGAGGGCAGAGCCAAAGCCUUUAGCACAUGCAGCUCCCAUGUCUCAGCUGUUGCUCUCUUCUUUGGUUCUCUAGCAUUCAUGUACUUACAACCAUCAUCAGUCAACUCCAUGGAUCAAGGGAAAGUGUCCUCCGUGUUUUACACUAUUAUUGUGCCCAUGCUGAACCCUCUUAUAUAUAGCCUAAGGAAUAAAGAUGUCAAAAAUGCUCUAUAUAAGCUCUUUGGAAAAAGAAAUUUCCCAUAA
This is a messenger RNA of Marmota monax (woodchuck), 954 nucleotides long. RefSeq names its product olfactory receptor 8G50-like. The transcript has 2 exons. Gene Ontology annotation, biological process: sensory perception of smell; G protein-coupled receptor signaling pathway. Gene Ontology annotation, molecular function: G protein-coupled receptor activity; olfactory receptor activity; odorant binding. Gene Ontology annotation, cellular component: membrane. Bases 1 to 954 code for a protein of 317 amino acids. Lineage: Eukaryota; Metazoa; Chordata; Mammalia; Rodentia; Sciuridae. The record is from RefSeq and is a predicted model, not a curated record.